Molecule: messenger RNA, 3081 nt
Organism: Drosophila melanogaster (fruit fly)
Lineage: Eukaryota; Metazoa; Arthropoda; Insecta; Diptera; Drosophilidae
Gene: Lim1
Product: LIM homeobox 1
Exons: 7
Coding region: 799-2316 (505 amino acids)
Biological process (GO): regulation of transcription by RNA polymerase II; regulation of DNA-templated transcription
Cellular component (GO): nucleus
Molecular function (GO): DNA-binding transcription factor activity, RNA polymerase II-specific; zinc ion binding; DNA binding
Source: RefSeq, marked reviewed
GUUUUCAGUUUUUGUUUGACGUUCGCGUGAAGCGCCCGCAAAACGCAAAGCGCACGAGGCAACGCUCGAAAAAGGAGCCAACGCAGCCGUUUACCGUUAGUCAGCUGUUUACCGUUCCGCCGCGAGAUCGAAAACCGAGAAUUUUUGCCGUUGUUCAAAUUUUUUUGCAAGUGAGAAUCUUGAACAACAAGAAGAAUAUACAACACAUAAAUACAACAAAACCAAGGAAUCGCCGAAAAGCCGAUAGUGCAAAGUGUUUAAAAAGAAAAGAAUCAAUUUCAUAUACAACAACUAAAGAAAUACUGGAAUAUAAGGCAUAAUAGAAGCGGAGGAAGUUUCUUCAACUCAAAGAGGAGCGGAAUUUCGCGCUUUGUUUUUGUUUUGCCAAAUUUGCCGCCGGCACACACGUGCUAUCCCCCUCUUGCUCGCACCUUGCCACCCAGUCUUUAUGUGCGUUAACCGUUAAGUGUGCAGUUGGGGCCCGCUCCUAUCUUUCUCUCCCUCUCUCUCUCGCUUCCGCACCCGCACACACACACAUAUAUCCACACCCACGCGCGCCUCGUUCACAUACGCACACACACGCGGGACUUAACCCAUUGACGGCCCCCCCAAAAAAGCAGUCACUCUUAACCCCCCCGAAAAAAAGAAAAACUCCAUCCCCCCGGCAUCAAGAUAUUCGACAACAAAAUUCUCACCGAGGCCUCAAAAGCGCCCCUGAGGGCCGUCGCACUGGCGUCAUAUCUGGGCGACGGGUUCGCCGCCCUCGGUAGCCGCGCCCCCCCGCCCAAGGACCAUCUGAUGGCGUUCGGGGCGGUACUACACACCAGCCAGCACAAUAUCGGUCGCAGUGAACCGCCGGUGGGCGUGGGCGAUCCCUGCGCCGGAUGCAACAAGCCCAUCCUGGACAAGUUCCUGCUGAAUGUCCUGGAACGCGCCUGGCACGCCUCCUGCGUCCGCUGCUGUGAAUGCCUCCAACCGCUCACCGACAAAUGCUUCAGCCGCGAAUCGAAGCUCUACUGUCGCAACGAUUUCUUCAGACGUUACGGCACCAAGUGCAGUGGGUGUGGCCAGGGUAUCGCGCCAUCGGAUCUAGUGCGAAAGCCCAGGGACAAGGUCUUCCACCUAAACUGCUUCACCUGCUGCAUCUGCCGCAAGCAAUUGAGCACAGGUGAGCAGCUCUACGUGCUGGACGACAAUAAGUUCAUCUGCAAGGACGACUAUCUGCUGGGCAAGGCGCCAUCCUGCGGCCACAAUUCGCUGAGCGAUUCAUUAAUGGGCUCGGCGAGCGAAGACGAUGACGACGAUGAUCCGCCGCAUUUGCGGGCCACGGCACUCGGAUUGGGCGUACUGGGGCCCAACGGACCCGACUCAGCGGGCGGACCUCUGGGCACAUCGGAUAUAUCAGUACAAAGCAUGAGCACCGAUAGCAAAAAUACCCAUGACGAUUCCGAUCAGGGCUCCUUGGACGGCGAUCCGGAUGGACGUGGCGAUUCCCAGGCGGAGAACAAAAGUCCCGACGAUGCCAACGGAUCGAAGCGACGCGGUCCGCGCACCACCAUCAAGGCCAAACAGCUGGAGGUGCUCAAGACGGCCUUCAAUCAGACGCCGAAGCCGACACGCCACAUCAGGGAGCAACUGGCCAAGGAGACCGGGCUGCCCAUGCGAGUCAUACAGGUGUGGUUCCAGAAUAAACGGUCGAAGGAGCGACGCAUGAAACAAAUCACCAGCAUGGGCCGCCCGCCCUUUUUCGGUGGCGCCCGGAAAAUGAGGGGCUUCCCCAUGAACCUCUCGCCCGGCGGACUGGACGACGGACCCGGCUUUCCCUACUUCGCGGCGGACGCCAAGUUCGAGUUCGGCUACGGCGGACCCUUUCACCCGCACGACGGACCCUACUUUCCCGGACAUCCCGGCGGACCGAUGCCCUUCAAUGCGCCAGGUGGCCCCAUGGACCACAGCGGACCCAUUCCGAUGGUGAACGAGUUCGGACUGACGCCGGAGGCGACGUUCCUUGGGCAGGCGGGCGGUCCGCCAAUGCAACUGCAGUCGGCCGUCGGACCGCCGCCACCGCCGCCGCCGCCGAGCGCCGAGCACUUGAUGGCCGCCGCAGCGGCAGCGGCGCAGCAACAGGCGGCGCAACAGCAGCAGCAGCAGCAGCAACAACAGCAGCAGCAGCAACAGCAGAAUGCGCAACAAGCGGCGAAUCAGACGCAGCAGCAGCAGCAACAAAAUGGCCCCCGCACCAAUUCGCCGGAGUUCAUGAGCUCGGCGAAUUUCAGCGAACCGCAGAAUAUGCAAAAUGAAGGGCUCGUUUGGUAAUAUACGAAACAGUUGGCAACGCGGCUGCUGCUCUUCGGCAGAGAGCGAGAGCGAGAGCGAGAGAGAGCGGCGCGAGUGGAAGAGUAAAUGAGAGGGAAGGAGAGUCAGAUGUAGUGCCGUCUCGUUCUGGCCAAAGGCUAAGCCCCACCCCCUCUGCUACGUUUUGUUUUUGUUAUACUUUUAUUAUUAUUAUUAUUAUUAAAACUGUGCUAUUUUUUUGUAUUUCAAUUCGGCGCCAAAAUAUUUGUAAAUUAUAAAACAAAAAACACAAAAAAAAAAACAAAUAGACAAAGGAAAUCUCUCUUAAAUGUAUAAAAAUCAAAUAAUGGGCGCUGCACAUAGUAAACAAUUUUUUUUAACAAACAAAAACAUAAAAAACACAAAAGAAAAGCUCUAAAAAAAUUAAAUUAAACCCAAACACUAAACGUCUUGUCUGUAAUUAAAACAAAAAUACUAUUUAUGUGUAUCAGUGUAUAAAAACAAAAUGAAAAACUGUAGUCUUAAAAAAAGGAUCUGCAUAAAGAGAUUUUUUUUUUUGUAAAUUAGCACAUUUUAUUCGUAUAUCUAAAAUUUGUUUAUUUUUGCCUGCAUUUUUUGACGAAAAACGUUUUUUUUUUUUUAUAUUAUUACACGUAACAUAUGGAUAUAUAUUAUAAUCGUUGUCUAACAACAUAAACGUAACUAGGCAUGUACUAGCUCCUAAGUCUACAUAAACCAGAUAUUAUAUAUACAAGAGCUACAUACGGCAGCACACACGUACACGGC